Molecule: messenger RNA, 750 nt
Organism: Rhizopus microsporus ATCC 52813
Lineage: Eukaryota; Fungi; Mucoromycota; Mucoromycetes; Mucorales; Rhizopodaceae
Exons: 1
Coding region: 1-750 (249 amino acids)
Source: RefSeq, a predicted model, not a curated record
AUGAAAGAAAAGCAGAUACUUGACCCUACUCAACCGAUGGAGACGACAACAAGACGAUGGAAAGGAUGGAUUGUCUUCUUUAUUGGGUUGAUAAGUCUCUUUUAUAUGGCUGACAGACAGGAUGCUUUUGUAGUCACUAAUAGCCAAUGUGCCAUGACGAGUCAACGACCAAGUACUGUCUUACAUUCAGGAUUCCCUCCUAUCGAUAACGUGACAGGUCUUACCAUUUUACCCGGUAAAGCCGCAGCCAUCGCAUUUGAACCUAAUCCAGCAGUGGAACGCUUAAACGUCAUGGGUGGAGAAAGCUGGUGGGACAGAUUGUUUCCUAAUCGUCAUGUUCAUCUACACAGUGUUCAAGUUCCUGUACUGAGUGCCAAGAAUCAAACAAUUUCUGCUGUGGUGUCUAUUUGCUCAGGCGAAGGAGGCAGACUGACCAGACGAAAGAGAUUCCCAGAUAUGCAACGCUGCGUAUCGACCAAGGCUGUCGAGAUUGAAACUGAGCCAGGCGAUACGUUUGGCGUACUUGAAUGGGAACCUGAAGUAGUUAUCGUACUCAAGAAAUCAGCAAGAUAUUGGCUUGUUCUCGAGUCUCCGAGUGUAGAAAAUUCGUUUGAAUGGGUCUACGCUGAACAGCCAAGUGAUGUAACAGAAAGUAUUCCAGUUGCUAUUCAAGGUGAGAAUGGAUGGCAGAUGCAGCUAAAGGAUACACCACCUCCAAGUGCUAUUGUCACGGUUGAAAGGCAUUCUUGA